AUGUAUGCCAUCAAGUCAUCGGCUCUCGUAGCCUCUAUACUGGCAUCACCAGUACUAUCUCUUGGGAUAUCUCUCCCUGCCUUGAUUCCGAGCAUUCCUGGGGUUACUGAGCCACUAGCUAGCAACGCCCCUCCAUUGCCAAUCCUUCAGCUCCCUACUCCUCCUUUGGCCAGCCCGCCCUUCACCUCAAGCGACAUCAAACCAAAGAAAAUUGGAUACUUUUGGACCGGUUCUGGAGAUAAACUGCAUGCUGAUUUUCUAGCAACUUAUAGCCUGGACGACGAUACUUUUGGUACCCUUCUUUGGGUUACCGAUGUGCCCACCAGUGGCAAUGAUCCACACCAUCUUGGACCCUCCCUUGAUGGCAAGACCUUGAUCGGUGGUGGUCUUUUGUCUCUUCUGAAGACACAAGACACGGCAUACUACUUUGAUACCAGCGACCCUUACCGUCCAGCUUUCUUGAAGAGCAACCGAGCCAUUCUUUCUUCCAUCACUGAUGAGAUUCGUGCAAAGCCUGACGGCGGCUUCUUCAUCACAUACAUGGGCUCUGCUGUUGGAACUUCGCCUGGACGCCUUGUUGAGACAGAUGCUGACUUCAACAUCAUCCAUGAAUGGCCGGAGGAUGUUGAGGGCACUCUCAAUAUCCUCGGUGAACAGUUUAGCCCCCACGGUCUCUCAGUCGAUUGGGACCACAACAUCAUCCUAACAUCGGACUUUGUGGUACCUAUCACGAUCCUCAAGCCAACCCUCGGAAUUCAGCGCGCCAACACUCUGCGAUUGUGGGAUCUGCCCACUCGCAAGAUCCUCAGCACUAUCACCAUCCCUGAAGGCGGCGGCAUUCAGGAUGUGAAGUUCAUCCCAGGUCAUCCAGAGAGCGCGGCCAUUGCUACCGCUGUGCACCUCGGUCAAGUCUGGAUCAUCUACCCUUUCCGCAAGGAUGCCGACGGGAACCAGGGCGUAGCCAAGGUCCUCUACGACUUGGGUCCUAAGGCCCGGGAUACCGUUGCGAUCUACUCAGACAUCUCACAGGACGGGCGUUUCGCGUACUUUACUCUUACAACCGCCAAUCACAUUGCAGCACUCGACAUCAGCGACCUGGAUAAUGUCAAGCGCCUCGACGACCCGGAUGAGGAGCAGCCUACCAUUGGUCCGCAUUACGUCAAGCUCACCCCCGAUCAGAAGCAUUUGGUCGUCACCGACUACUUCGUGCAGACCGGCGAGAUUGGCGUCAUCAACACCCCAUCGGACUACAAGGCGCUAUAUAUCGACGUUCUGGAUGAUGGUUCAUUGAGCUUCAACCGCAGUAUUGACUUCACCCGGGAGUUCUCCAACCGUGGUGGCGGCAAACCUCACUCGUCUGUAGUCUUUGACUUGACCGACCCUGAGAAGCCAUACUACUACUAG
Messenger RNA from Neoarthrinium moseri, 1404 nucleotides. RefSeq lists its product as uncharacterized. Gene Ontology annotation, molecular function: protein binding. Lineage: Eukaryota; Fungi; Ascomycota; Sordariomycetes; Amphisphaeriales; Apiosporaceae. Bases 1 to 1404 code for a protein of 467 amino acids. The record is from RefSeq and is a predicted model, not a curated record. The transcript has 6 exons.